Molecule: messenger RNA, 363 nt
Organism: Talaromyces rugulosus
Lineage: Eukaryota; Fungi; Ascomycota; Eurotiomycetes; Eurotiales; Trichocomaceae
Exons: 4
Coding region: 1-363 (120 amino acids)
Biological process (GO): transmembrane transport; carbohydrate transport
Cellular component (GO): membrane
Molecular function (GO): carbohydrate:proton symporter activity
Source: RefSeq, a predicted model, not a curated record
AUGGCUACAGCAAGCAACAGUAGUGUCAAUGGCUACACGUGGGCUUGCGGUCUUUUUGCCGCGGUUGGUUCCCUGUUGUAUGGUAUUGAUUCCGGCAUUGUAUCAACAGUCAUCUCGCAACCUGAUUUUUUAAACUAUUUCGCACCAUUUACUCCUAGUAUCAAGGGAGCCGUGGUCAGCAUCAAUACUUUGAGCUGUGAACUCAAAUCCUUGUUAACUGAAAUACAAGGUCGCAAGAAAACCAUUGCUAUAGGUGCCGUGAUUGCCCUGAUUGCUGGCAUUUUGCAAGCCGCCUCUGUAAAAAUUGGCAUGUUGAUUGCCGGCCGAAUCGUUGGCGGAUUUGCAGUUGGCAUCAUGAGUUAG